CUCAUUGGUUGUUUCUACUGAUAGUGAGGGACACCUGACUAAAAACUCUACAUAGACAUUAUAAAUUGUCCAUACACUCCCAUAGAGAUAGCACGUAGGCACAUCGGACAGACAGAGAGAGCUGAAUAAAAUCCCUAUAUUUAAAGAUGUUGACCUCUCGAGCACUCGUGCGCGGGCUGAAGAGCUGGUUUUGGAGACCACUUUCAUCUACCAGCAGCGUGCAGGCUGCUCAUGGAAAAGGGUCAUUGGGAGUGCUGUAUGGCGCUGGACUACGCACUAUUCGGCCAGUAGAGGGAGUGAUAACAUCAUUGACUGUCCUGUAUGUGAGCCCUGAUGUGCUUGACCCCUCAGUGCCACAGUACAACAACCGCCUAGACACUCCUCUCUCUGACGUUCCAUUCGUUAGGAACCUCAACUCAGAGCAGAGGCAGCUCAAGGAGAAGGAGAAGGGGCCCUGGACCAAGCUCACCAAGGAGGAGAAAAUUGCAUUGUACCGUCUGACCCAUGAGCUGACCUACCCUGAGAUGAGGAGAGGCUCCAGUGAGUGGAAGACGGUACUGGGAGGGGUCUUCAUCUUCCUGGGCUUCUCUGGCAUGCUGGUCUGGUGGCAGAGGAUCUUUGUGUUUGGCGAGGUUCCUCACACUCUGUCUGAUGAAUGGGUGGAGAAGCAGACCCAGAGAAUGAUUGACAUGAGGAUAAACCCCAUCGGUGGGUUUGCCUAUCACUGGGACUACGCGAAGAAGCAGUGGAAAUAGGAACUUGUGUGUAUAUGAGCCGUUUUUGUUGCGUUAGUUCACUCUAAAUACAAAUGAACAUGAUUUUGCCAGUUCCCUUGGUUGUAGUUAAAGGUAAGUGGGAAAUCAUGUUAAUUUGUAUUUCGAGUGAACUAUCCCUUUAAGUGCCUCAGUAACAUUGCUCUCACUUUCAGGGCUGAACAUCAAUUCUUAUUUUAAGAUGGAUUCAUUCUAUAAACCAAAUAAACAUAAACUGUGACCAA
This is a messenger RNA of Salmo salar (Atlantic salmon), 997 nucleotides long. The record is from RefSeq and is a predicted model, not a curated record. Lineage: Eukaryota; Metazoa; Chordata; Actinopteri; Salmoniformes; Salmonidae.